Molecule: messenger RNA, 171 nt
Organism: Funneliformis geosporum
Lineage: Eukaryota; Fungi; Glomeromycota; Glomeromycetes; Glomerales; Glomeraceae
Source: the annotation of a GenBank genome assembly
AUGGUAAAAGUUACUACAGAUUUUAUGAAAUGCUAUAAAUGGACUUCUGAAACUCUAUCAUCUGAACUAGCUAAAUACACAGAGGAAAUUAAUGAAAGUUUGAAGGAUGAUCGCAAAGUAAGAUCCAAUGCCAAAAUGCGUUUUCGACAAUUAGAGCUUACUAAGAAACAA